Messenger RNA from Moneuplotes crassus, 528 nucleotides. The record is from the annotation of a GenBank genome assembly. NCBI's taxonomy places the organism in Eukaryota, Ciliophora, Spirotrichea, Euplotida, Euplotidae.
UAAAAAGUUGAUGUUAUACAACAUAAUUAUUUAUAAUGAAACCAAUUCAAAAACCUUCUAAAUCUUUCAAGAUUGAUGCUUCAGAUAUCUGGGACGACAGUGACCUGAUUGUAAGCGAGGAGACUUCCAAUAACAUUACUCGUCAAUCUCUCAAUAAAACCAGACAGUUUAAAAACACUAUGAAAAAUAAUAAGGGUAAGGUGAAGCCUGAGGACCUAUCCGAUUAUGUACUUGAAAAAGGCCUUCACCAGUAUUCAUCUUCUGUUGAUAUCCAAAUGGAAUCAUUUGAUGAUGAGUUUGAAUCUGAGAGUGAAGAAGAAGCUCAAGAAAAGAUCUUAAAACCUAUGAUCGUUCUUGAGAAUGUUGAGAAAACUGCAUGAACUAUAAGGGAAGGCGCAAAUAUCCUUUUAAGCCUUCGGCAAAUUCCUUCGAACGAAUUGCUCAAAGUUAUCCUUUAAACACUUUGAAUGUUCGAGGCUAGCUUGGAAACAAGUUUUAUAAUUAUAAAUAUUUUCUAAUAAUUUGAUC